AUGACUAAAGUUUAAAUUAAGUAAUUAAGUUAAAAAUUCGUUAAUUAUGUAAAUUACAGACCUCUGGACGUUUUCUUCAUGCUAGCAAGUCCUCUGAUAACAUAGGCCUUAGUGUUCACCAACAUUACAGUCCAACACAGAUCUAAGGAUCCACAAAAACACCAAACCUUUCAGUUAUGCUGUCUGGGUAUAGUGAGAGAAAGAACAGGAUGGUCAGAUUGAGAAAGGAAACAUUGACAUGUUAUAAAACUCACUAACUUCCUUGUGCAUGAGAUUUGUAGAACUUUAAUCUCUACUGUGACAAAUAACAGUCAGGAGGUGUUUCCUAAAGCCUCUGGAGGCUGGCCGUUUGACACUGACAGAAGAUUUACACAUGAACUGACUAGCUGACAUCACAUUCAUCUUCAGCUCUCUUGGCACCAACAGCAAAUGGAUGAACUGUCUCUGUCACAUCAAACUGUCUGCAUGCUGUUGCUGAAGGAAUAUUGACAUUCGCUGUAUGAUUGAUACUACUCGUAAAUUGGUUGUCCUGAUUAAAACAGCCAGUUACAUAGAUUGGGGCCAAAACAUUUUACUAGGAAAGGAGUUUGGGGAAAAUUGUCAAGUGUCAGAAACAACAUGGCAAACCCACAUGGCCUGCCGAAGGACUUCAAAACUGCCCUUCUGGUCUUAUAUACAUUCAUCUUUCUCUUUGGGACUCUGAAUGUUAUACUAAUGUCCUGUAUGCUACAGUUUCGAAGACAUCUCUCUUUCACCAAAGUGUCUGUGAUCAACCUGAUAGCAGUCCACUCCAUUUUCCUUCUCACGGUGCCUUUUCGCAUUUACUAUUAUGCUUCUGAUAUAAACUGGACUAUAGGCAGUGAUCUCUGCAAAUUGGUCAGUCUUAUGGUCCAUGGCCACAUGUAUCUUGCAUUCAUCUUCUAUGUCUCCCUUCUAAUUGUGCGUUAUGUGGAGCACUCUAGUCAGCGGCACAAGCUAGAGUUUCAUCGCAUCCUUCACGCCACGGUUGCAAGCGCAACUGUCUGGUUGGUCAUGUUUUGCUCUGUGUUCCCAACUGUUUUUAACUACGGAGACAAACACACUGAUUCAACCCCGUGCUUUCAUUUCAGUAAGGCUCUCGACGAUCAUAGAGUGAAGAUAUUAAACUAUGUUCUUUGUACACUAGUAAUACUGGUUUGGAGUGUGCUAGCAUUUUUCCAAGUUUAUUUUCUAAUCGACGUGAGUAAGACAUUUGGAAAGGCCACAUGUCAACGUCAAGAGUUCUGGGCACAAGUGAAAAAUGUUGUUUUCCUGUCGGUCAUGUUUUUUAGUUUUGUGCCUUAUCAAGGAUUCAGAGUAUAUUAUGUGAGUGUAUAUGACAAUACCACAGGAAUACCAAAUACCACAGCAAUACCAAAUACCACAGGAAUACCAAAUGCCAAAGAAAUACGAAAUACUGAUGAAAUUCAUCAUAUAAAUGAAGUAUUUCUUGCUGUCACUGCUUUCAGCUGCUUUGAUAUGAUUGUUUUUGCUGGUAGAGACGUAUGCAAACUUAUAAAUUCAAGGGGAUGGUUUAACUGUUUAUAGCAUCUAUGUUGUAUAUUGUUUUUGAUAUUGUGAAUUGUUUUCCAUUUUGGUUUCCAAAUGGUUUUCAUUUUUUGAUGCUUUUGCACAUUAU
Messenger RNA from Cyprinus carpio (common carp), 1657 nucleotides. Its product is annotated as putative G protein-coupled receptor 141. Gene Ontology annotation, molecular function: oxysterol binding; G protein-coupled receptor activity. Gene Ontology annotation, biological process: G protein-coupled receptor signaling pathway. NCBI's taxonomy places the organism in Eukaryota, Metazoa, Chordata, Actinopteri, Cypriniformes, Cyprinidae. Gene Ontology annotation, cellular component: membrane. The record is from RefSeq and is a predicted model, not a curated record.